AUGGCUACCACAGCCACUACAACGACGAUUGGAUGGAAGAUCCGCCAGGCGGGACAUGGGAAGACAGGUACCCCAGGGGUUGCACAGGGGCUCCUUCCGUCGAAGAGGGAUUGUUACCUGCUGGCGCAGACAGUGUUGAGGGGAUUUGCCAGCUGGUUUUGCUCUCGUCCUGCGUGGACAGUGGGAGAGGCCAGUGCGACCCUUCGAAAACGUUACAUUAAGAUCCAGGAAAGCUAUGAUGGUGUUGCCGUCAUAAACCGUGGAUGCAUCGAAGACUACUUCACAGAGGGAGGGCACCUCGGUCGUGGUGGAUUUGGGACCGUGUGCAGGGUCGAGCCCACUGGACAUGGACUGAGCCAGUUCAAGCCACUGAGCCCUGGCAUAGCAUACGCUAUGAAGAAGGUCAAACUCCCCAACCGGGAUCCAGAGUUGGAGUCCCUGUCCAAGAGCUUCGUAAACGUCCCGAUGAGCCGCAUGCUCGAGUUCCUUCAAGCCCUCGGAGAGGAGAGGGCCACGCGAGAGCACGUCACUCGAAAUCUACUGAGGGUCUUGGACAUGCCGCAAAGCAUGUACAUUGUCAUGAACCUUCUGGAGGGGCCAACACUGCAAGGUUGGAUGACCGCCCUGAAGACCGCAGUUCCCGAGCGCACCUGCGCAGACUUGGCGCAGCAGAUGCUCUCGGCAGUGCACUACUUACAUCGUGUGGCCGGAGCCGUGCACCGUGACGUUAAACCGGACAACUUUGGCUUUGUCCGUGCAGUCCGGAAUAUUGACCAGCCAGGGAACGUACAGCUCUUCGACAUGGGCUUGGCUUGGGUGCUGCCCGAAAAGAUCCAAGAGUCCAGCGCAACGGACCUUCACGAUGUUGCUCCUGGCGGCACACUGCGUUGGCUCUCUCCUGAAGCCUGGUGCGGACUCUGCGGUGCCUGCUCGGACGUUUGGGGAGUGGGAUUGAUUGUGCACACACUCCUCGUCGGAGACAUGCCGUUUGGACUCCGCAAGCUUGAGGAGGAGGUGCAGGUCCGCAAUGCUGUUUUCAAGAGCAAGUUGAACCUGAGCACCUCGAUCUGGCGCCGUGUCUCCGCGCAGGCACGCAAAUUUGUAGACCAGCUCUUGGCCAAAGAUGUCGCGGCUCGGGCCACCACGACUGCAGCACUGAGGCACAGCUUCAUCCGAGAGGAGAACGUGCCUCCGUCAUGGAGUUCGAGGGUGUGCACCGAGAACGUGCCACCGUCACCACAGAGUCCGAAGGUGUGCACCCAGCAGUGUGGAGGCUUCCCGCGCGUGGGAAGACGAAGCCUUUACUUUCACGCAGUUGACUGA
Symbiodinium natans is the source of this 1323-nucleotide messenger RNA. The record is from the annotation of a GenBank genome assembly. NCBI's taxonomy places the organism in Eukaryota, Dinophyceae, Suessiales, Symbiodiniaceae.